GUGUCGUGUGUGUGCUGUGCAGUAGUCAAACAGGACAGAUACCGCAGCAGCGCAGAGUGCGGAGCGCAGCAAAAAAGCAAAAGCGGCGCGCGGUUGCGGCUAGGCAGGCAGGUUGCAUCAGGUACAAGUCGGGCCACAGCCACAGUCAGUCAGUCAUCAGGCAGGUUCGCAGCGAGCAGCAUCAGCCAUGGCGGAGGACCACUUUGAGAACGCGGCCCAGUUCGAGCCCAGUGCCGCCGAGCAGGUCUCCUUCCAAAAGCAGCAGCUCACGAAUCAGCGCAACGAGACGCUUUUCUGCCGCUACUGGAAGCCCAAGGGUAGCCCCAGGGCAGCUGUGAUGCUGAUGCAUGGCUAUGCCGAACAUCUCAGAUGGUACCACGAGGUUGGAGUUCAGCUGGCCAACGAGGGUUUUAUCGCGUUCGGCCAUGACCACAUUGGACACGGUCGCAGUGGAGGCGACAGGGUGAUUUUGGACAACGUGGAGGACAUGGUCGAUGACAUUAUCAAACACGCAGACAUAGUGUGCGAACAUUACCCCGACAUUCCCCUCUUCUUUGUUGGUCACAGUAUGGGUGGCCUCGUUGCCUUUUUAUCAGCCUUGAGGAGACCACCUCGGCUGAAGGGUGUGGUGCUCAAUGGCCCCUUCCUGCAGUUAGGAAAGGAUGUGAGGUCACCCGUCCGCAGAUUCGCUGCCAGAAUCCUUGGUCGAAUCCUACCCACUGUACAGGUAGGGAAGCUGGAAAUGGACCACGUGACCGGUGACAAGGAAAUGAUCAAAGUGAUCAUCGAUGAUCCUCUCUGGUGGACCGGCGGCAUCAAGCUGAAAACCGGCUGUGCCUUGUUGAAUUGCGUAGAGAAAGUCCACGAAAAGUUUCCCAUGUUUGAUGUGCCUUUUUUGAUAAUCCACGGCUCGACUGAUAAGAUUUGCAGCGUUGAGGGUUCGCAAGACUUGCUCAAACAAUCUCCUUCCAAAGAUAAGCAAAUCAAGCUUUACGAUGGCGCCCAGCACCACUUGUACAUCGAUAGCAAACCUGUGAGAGAGGCUGCCGUUCGAGACACCGUCCAGUGGGUGCGCGAGAGAGUAUGAUGUGCACUUUUUACAGCUGCACAAGGAUUUUAUUGCAUAUAUGCUGUAUUCCUUGCCUUUUUGUCUAGAACAAGUUGAAAGUCUGAAAGUAAAAAAUGGUACUUUAAAUCGUAAUUAUUUUUCAAUAAAAAAUUUCAUAGCCGAAAAA
Molecule: messenger RNA, 1235 nt
Organism: Cloeon dipterum
Lineage: Eukaryota; Metazoa; Arthropoda; Insecta; Ephemeroptera; Baetidae
Product: monoglyceride lipase-like
Exons: 7
Coding region: 188-1087 (299 amino acids)
Cellular component (GO): membrane
Molecular function (GO): monoacylglycerol lipase activity
Source: RefSeq, a predicted model, not a curated record